AAUAAUUACAAAAUCAUUUUUCAAUCAACAGACACUCGGCGGCACAGUCACUUCAAAGGUCUCAAAGUAAUUAACUUCAGAUUCACGAACAAGGUUCUACAAAACGAGCUGGACGAGGCCGUCCUCAACCUUCACGUCCAAGAGCUGGAGGCGAGGAACACCACCAUCGACCCUGAGGAACCCUUCACCAUCACCCUACAAGUCAGCAGGGUCACACGCAACAACCAAGGAAGCAAGGCCUCCGUGCCCUACACUGACAACUCAGUCAAGAUGACACGUAAAGAGUUAAGAUCUGGUAAAUGGCUGAAGAUCAACGUGACUACCAUGGUCGCGGAGUUCUGCAGACUCCCGAGGGAGAAUUUAGCAAUAGUUGUGAGAGUACAAGACUCGAAGAAUAGAAUGAGCUUGGUUGUGCCGCAUCCGAGCUCAGACUCGAAUAACGCUUUGAUGCCAUACAUAGAAGUAAGUCUAAAGGACAACUCGCACAAGCGCACGCGCCGCACCAUCGGUAUGGAUUGCACAGAAAACUCGAAAGAAGCGCGCUGUUGUCGGUACCCCCUAGUUGUAAACUUCGAAGAGUUUGGAUGGGACUGGAUCAUAGCACCGAAGAUCUACGAUGCAAACUACUGCAGUGGAGAAUGCCCUUACAGCUUCCUUCAGAAGUAUCCACACACACAUUUGGUCCACCUCGCGGCGCCCCAGGGCAGCGGGGGCCCAUGCUGCGCCCCAAGAAGAAUGAGCAGUAUAACCAUGCUGUAUUUCGACCACGAUUAUAAUAUUAUAUACGGGACUAUACCUGGAAUGGUGGUCGAGAGUUGUGGCUGUUCAUAGCAACACCUUAGUUUAGGUCCGGAUCCAAGCUUGCUCUUUACUUUGCUUGAUUUUUUAACCACAAGUAAUAAAUCCUUAUUUCAAAAAUCAUACAAAAAAACUCUAAAUACAGCUUUCAGUGCAAAUAUCAAACGAUUGCAGUAAUUUUUAAAUAUGCCUUCAAAUUCUAAUUGGUUAAAAAACUUUGUUAUCGUUACGCCGAUAGUAAUUAAUGAAUUCACAAGAAUUUCAUUCAUUAAUUUACGUCAUAAAGACUAAAUGUUAACCCUCUAAUUCUGUAGCUAUCUAUUGUUUAAACACUGAAAGAAAUAUUUCUCUUUUUUGUUUUGUUCUAUUUUUUUGUAAUUUUUUUUUGUCUUGUUUUAAUAUAUUUUGCAGUAAGCUUGGAGCCCGGAGUGUGGAGUCUAUAGGUAUGUGAUAUUCGGUUGAAGACUGCAAACCUUUUUGUGUUGUGUGCCGUGAGUGUGAAAAUGUACAUUUUUUAUUUUACGUUUGUACCUACGUCUAGAUUAAAUUACUCAAAAUGUAAUGUUCGGGUCAUACGAGGUACGAGUGUACGCUAGUACACAUAAAAAGUUUCUACAUGAUCAAAAGUUAACUAUUUUUGCAAAAUAGAUGAAAAACGACUUUCAUCUCGAUUUAAAAAUCAAUGUAAUAUUUUGUUUUCGUAGCAUCGUAUGACCCAUAAUCUCAUACUUUUAUAACAUCACUUUGUCAGUAGGUAUCACCCAUUUCGAGUAUAUUAUAUGAUAUAGCAUUUGAGACCGGCCUAAGCAUCCCGUGAACAACUAUUAAUCAAAUUCUUAUCACUAUUUAUUCAAUUACAACUAAAACCGAGGUUAGUUAGUUCAAUUAAUUAUUUAAAAUCAAUAAUCAUGCUUUUUUUCUCAACAGCUUGACCCCUUGAACUUUUUAUUGGUUUAAGAUAGUAGUGUAUAACUCAAGCGAUAAUAAUUAUAUUUAUCGUUUUAUUUUUUUUAUAAAGCAAUUUUAUCAAGUCUUUACUACAUCUUUGAGUCUCAAAAUGGCAUUUUUUUUUCUAUAUUAAGUCUUAAUCUAGACUCUGUAAUAUUCAGUUUCAUUUCAUAAGCGGGCGUAGUUAGGUUAUUUAAAGUAAGACCAGUCAGGUCAGUCAUAUGACUAUUCGAAAUGUCAUUUUAAUACAUUUGACAGAUUAUUAAAAUCGUUAACGUUUGUAGGAUACCACUUGUACGGUGCCUGAAUUCUGUAAAUUGCUGAACUUUUAAGACUACCUUUUUAUAAUAACCUAAAUUGCCCGUAAAAUAUUUCUUUCUUCAUGUAUUUUUUCAUCUUAGUAUCUAUUCAUUCAUUUACCAUCUAAAGUUAAUUAUAAGUAGGUAGAUCUAUGUAAUUCGAUGUAAUGUAAUACGUACUUUUGGAAUUUCUCUUGAUAUUGUUUGGAUCUCGUUCAAAAUUAUAUUUUUAUAAUAAAUAAAAAUUGUUUCUUUUAAGAUUCUAGCGGGUGGUGCUUAAGCGAUAGUUCAUUUAUUUAUAAAUAUUAUUAUUGUAACAGUGCCUACCCUGUAUGACGUAUUAUUUUGGCGUGAUCAAUAUUUUUUUUUAGAUAUUUUUUUCGUAUUUUAAGGUUUUUAGAAAAAUUUUAAACGGACGUAGAAAUUUCAAAAAUUAGAUCUCAUUUUAAGGCAACAAUUCUAUAAGUGCCUUCAUAAAGAUCUCCCAAACGUUUUUGGAUAACAAAAUAAAAGGAAAAGUGAAUGUUUUUUAUGAACAUUUUAGGGUUAUGUAUGUUGUGUUAGAAUCUAUCGACGUAACUUGAUUAUUGUCAAAACUAACACCUCCAUGUUGAUAAGUUUUUUUAUAAAAUAAAUUUUCAAUUCUUUACGAUUCGUAUUAUUUUCUGGGUGUAAAGUCUUUAAGAAAUAUAUGUCUUCGAAAAUCUA
Molecule: messenger RNA, 2753 nt
Organism: Trichoplusia ni (cabbage looper)
Lineage: Eukaryota; Metazoa; Arthropoda; Insecta; Lepidoptera; Noctuidae
Gene: myo
Product: growth/differentiation factor 8-like
Exons: 2
Biological process (GO): SMAD protein signal transduction
Cellular component (GO): extracellular region
Molecular function (GO): growth factor activity; cytokine activity
Source: RefSeq, a predicted model, not a curated record